Messenger RNA from Electrophorus electricus (electric eel), 4643 nucleotides. The record is from RefSeq and is a predicted model, not a curated record. NCBI's taxonomy places the organism in Eukaryota, Metazoa, Chordata, Actinopteri, Gymnotiformes, Gymnotidae.
CACAUAGUCCAUCGGGAAAGGAGUAAUAACGGGAACACUGAGAAACAGGCGAGCAAUCAGCAAGAAAACUAAAGGACGAAUGGCGCACAUGGCUGGGAUUGUUUACGCGCUGGCUUCACUUCUGUUUGGGAUUUCUACCAGUAUUUCCACGCAGCGAAGUUAUCCGGCAAACCAAGUUACAUUGCUGGACUCCAGAUCAGUGCAAGGAGAACUGGGGUGGGUCGCGAGCCCGACGGAAGGAGGGUGGGAGGAGGUUAGCAUCAUGGAUGAGAAGAACGUCCCUAUACGGACAUACCAGGUGUGCAACGUGAUGGAGGCAAGCCAGAACAACUGGCUGCGCACGCAUUGGAUCGCACGGGGCCCUGCCCAGCGCAUCUAUGUGGAAAUCAAGUUCACCCUGCGUGACUGCAACAGCCUGCCAGGUGUAACGGGUACCUGCAAGGAGACCUUCAACCUCUACUACCAUGAGUCAGUUGCAGAUGGUGAGCGGGCGGUGCGAGAGAGUCACUUCGCCAAGAUUGACACAGUGGCAGCAGACGAGAGCUUCACGCAGGUGGACAUCGGCGACCGCGUCAUGAAGCUCAACACAGAAGUGCGUGAUGUGGGUGUGCUGACGCAUGAGGGCUUUUACCUGGCCUUUCAGGACGUGGGUGCCUGCAUCGCUCUGGUGUCCGUGCGUGUGUUCUACAAGAAGUGCCCGCUCGCUGUGCGCAACCUGGCACAGUUCCCUGACACAGUGACGGGAGCUGACACAUCGUCGCUGGUGGAGGUGCGUGGCUCGUGCGUGGACCACUCAGAGGAGCGAGAGGUGCCGAAGAUGUACUGCGGUGCCGACGGCGAGUGGCUGGUGCCCAUCGGGGGUUGCUUGUGCAAUCCUGGUUAUGAGGAACGAAACGGGCAGUGCCAAGUAUGCAAGCUGGGCUAUUACAGGUCCUUGUCUACUGAUGGAAGCUGUAGUAAGUGUCCUCUCCACAGCUACUCAGUGAGGGAGGGAGCCACAGCGUGUGACUGUGACAAAAGUUUCUACAGAUCUGAGACUGACCCACCAUCCAUGCCCUGCACCCGCCCCCCAUCAGCCCCGCAACACCUGAUCUCCAACGUGAACGAGACGUCCGUGCUGCUGGAGUGGAGCCCACCGGUGUUCUCGGGCGGACGCCAGGACCUCGCCUACAAUGUGGUGUGCAGGCGUUGUGCACGUGAGCCAGGCCGCUGCGGCCCGUGCGGCGACGCCGUGCGCUACUCACCCCAGAGGCUCAGCCUACGCUCCACCCGUGUGUCCGUGCACCAGUUACAGGCUCACACCAACUACACCUUCCAGAUCUGGGCGGUGAAUGGGGUGUCCAAGCUGGAGCCCGACCCUGAGCAAGCCGCCUCCAUCACGCUCACCACUAACCAGGCUGCUCCAUCGACAGUGAUGUCCGUCCAGAGUAAGGAUGUCACUCGUGACACUCUCACUCUGUUCUGGCAUGAACCUGAGAAGCCCAAUGGAGUCAUCCUGGAGUACGAGGUCAAAUACUACGAAAAGGAGCAGAAUGAGAGGAGUUAUCGCAUAGUGAAGACCGCAUCGCGUAGUGUAAACAUAAAGGAUCUGACCCCGCUGACAUCAUACGUGUUUCACGUUCGCGCGCGGACCGCUGCAGGCUAUGGAGACUUCAGCGCUCCAGUUGAGGUCACCACAAGUUCGGUGCCAUCCCCUUUGGUGGGAGAAGGCAUGAGUCCCACCAUGCUGAUGCUGUCUGUGGGCGGAGUCGGAGUCGCUCUCCUCAUCCUCGCUUGCACCUUCAUCAUCACCAAGAGGAGAGCCAAGUACAGAAAAGCCAAGCAAGACGAAGAAAAACGGCAGCCAGGAGUAAGGAUCUAUGUGGACCCUUUCACCUAUGAGGACCCCAACCAGGCCAUCAAAGAGUUCGCUAAAGAGAUCGAUGCUUCCUGCAUUAAGAUAGAAAGGGUCAUUGGCAUUGGAGAGUUUGGUGAGGUGUGCAGUGGUCGCCUGAAGUUUCCCGGAAAGCGUGAGAUCUGCGUGGCCAUUAAGACGCUGAAGGCAGGCUUCACAGAACAGCAGAGGCGGGACUUCCUGAGCGAGGCGAGCGUCAUGGGCCAGUUUGACCACCCCAACAUCAUCCAUCUGGAAGGCGUGGUCACAAAGUGCAAACCAGUUAUGAUCAUCACUGAGUACAUGGAGAAUGGCUCUCUGGAUGUGUUCCUCAGAAAGAACGACGGGCGUUUCACAGUGAUCCAGCUGGUGGGCGUCCUGCGGGGCGUUGCCUCGGGCAUGAAGUACCUGUCAGACAUGAGCUACGUGCAUCGUGACCUAGCUGCCCGUAACAUCCUGGUCAACAGCAACCUGGUGUGCAAGGUGUCUGACUUUGGCAUGUCCCGAGUGCUGGAGGAGGAGCCAGAAGGAGCAUACACCACCAGGGGAGGAAAGAUUCCAGUUCGCUGGACUGCCCCCGAGGCCAUUGCCUACAGAAAGUUCACCUCAGCCAGUGAUGUGUGGAGUUACGGCAUUGUCAUGUGGGAGGUGAUGUCAUAUGGCGAGCGCCCAUACUGGGAUAUGAGUAACCAGGAUGUGAUAAAGGCGAUAGAGGAGGGUUACCGCUUGCCUCCACCGAUGGAGUGCCCAGUGGCACUGCACCAGCUCAUGCUUGAGUGCUGGCUGAGGGAGCGUGCGGAGCGGCCCAAAUUCAGCCAGAUCGUCAACAUGCUGGACAAACUGAUCCGCAAUCCGGCCUCGCUCAAGCGGACCGGAGGGGAGAGCAGCAGGCCACGCCCAUCCAUGCUAAACCACACCCCCCCUGUAGAACAGUCCCUCUUGCUUGGUACAGUGGAGGAAUGGCUGAAGACUAUAGGUCUGGAAAAAUACAGAGAAAACUUCAUUACAGGUGGAUAUAGCAACUUGGAGAGUAUUAUAUACAUGAAUCAAGAAGAUUUGGCCAAAAUCAGAAUUUCAUCCAGCACACAUCAGAAGAAAAUCCUGAGUGGUCUCCAAGAAAUCCGAUCGGGAAUACAACAAAUGCAAGAGAGAAAGGUUCCCGUCUGAUCUGUGGCAGGGAAUAAAACUCACUUUUCAACCCAACAUGAAUGACAAUAUGAGGAAUGGAUAUGAUACUUUACUUAUUCAUGCACUUUAAAAUCGAUAUGGACAGGACAGAAGACAGUGGAAUAGUGUAACUUUUCCAUGGACUACCCUGCAUCUCCUGGAGAAUUGGCACUUGUCUAUGCCUGAACUUCCUUGCAGGUCCUUUGCAGCUGAGGAUUUCUCAUGUGGCCUAUUGCCAAUACUGAAAGCUGGUUACUGAACCUCUUGAGGCUUAUGAGAUGCAGAAAAAGAUACUGAUAUAGAUUCUGGAUGUUGACACUUCUCUGAAUCUGCCACUGGCUCUAGAGACUGCCAAGGUGUGAUUUAGACUGUGAGGUGCAUUCCUUUUGAGUGCUGAAUUUUUUUAUUUUUUUUUUGGUUUUGUUUGAGAAAGGAAAGCAACAUCACCCCCUCAGGUCAUCAUCUGAAUGGCACACUUGUCAAUGGAUACAAGUAAUUCCUCUGUUCGCUUGCUCCAUCAAAUUCAAAAUUUAAUUUCUACUGGAGUAUGUGACUCAGGAUGCAAAUAAUUUGAUUUAAUAUAUGUAAUUGACUUUUCGUCUCCUGGACUUUUGAGUACUGUUUUUAGAAAGCAUGGUCAUCAUUUCAAAAACAUUACAAGUUCAUCCAUGAACAAACAGGCAAUAUGCAGCUCACUAGGACAGGUGAAUACAGGUAUGCUGAGCUCUGAAGUGACUAGAGUCUACUUUUACUUCAGUUUCUUAGUAAGAAUUAUGUACAGAAAGAAAUUCCUAAGCAGUUGUCUCUCUGUUUAAUUUUUUAUAUUUAUUUCCCUUUCUUGCAGCAUUAUGCCACGUUUAAAGAGUUUCCUCUGGCUCCAUAUUGUUCAGUGAUGAGACUACAGUGAGACGUUCUGAGAAAUCAUCAAUUAUCAUCUUGCUAUUACACUGUAAUUCACCAGUGGACAUCUACAAAUGUUAUACAUUGUUUUUCCAAAGACAUAUGAAGGUUAAAGUCGAAACACUUGAAAGGAGAUUCUCAGUUCACAUUUAUUCAUUCAGUUUAAAAUGUACCUAAAAGAACUGAUUUGAUUUUAUAGCAACAGUGUGCUGGUCUUGGCAUUUAUAGUUAAUAGGUUUUAGAGGUAAAUGUCCCCAUUGGAAUAAGAGCGGGGCUGCAAUAUAAAAACAUGUACUUAAACCUAAAAAUUAGAACAAAAUCAGUUCUUAAUAUGGUGACUCUUUGUAAGGAGGAUUCUUUGAGUUUUUGAGGGCCAAAAUUAGAAUUCCAAAAAGUCCAUUUAUAUGCUCCUUAAAAGUGAUGUAGAUAAAAUCACAUCAAAAUCCCCAGUGCCCUUGAUAUGUUUAUGAAAAAUUGUUCCUCAACAAGUUAGCUAUUUCACAAACCCUUUCAGGUGUUUCCAUCCAGCGUUUAAGUAAUUUCAUCAAUCCAACUUGUUUUGGUAAGUUUGCCCACUAAAUCAUAUAUUUUAUAAGCCAGUUUGCCUUAAAAGGUGUUCACAAAGAUUAAGCCUAGUUCUUGACUGGAAUUGGACAGGUUAGUGUAUUUCAAGGCCCUCACUAAGGAUGCACUAAACAGUUUA